This is a messenger RNA of Ilyonectria robusta, 657 nucleotides long. RefSeq lists its product as uncharacterized. The transcript has 6 exons. Bases 1 to 657 code for a protein of 218 amino acids. Lineage: Eukaryota; Fungi; Ascomycota; Sordariomycetes; Hypocreales; Nectriaceae. Gene Ontology annotation, molecular function: oxidoreductase activity. The record is from RefSeq and is a predicted model, not a curated record.
AUGUCGGAUAACAAUCGUGGUCAUUUCCAAUCCGUCUCUCGUUUCUGGCUUUGCCUUUGUAAAAGUUAUGCCGUUUGGGUUGAAAAAGACAACCAUGGACCGCCACAUGUUAGCGGCAUUUCCGACGCCGCGGCCACGGACAUUGUCCCGACUGAUGUCCCGAACAUACCUAUACGCGACGGGUUUGAAGUUGCACUCUUGAAUCCACGGCCCGACCCGAAGCGAUUCGCAGACAGAGAGUGGGUCACUGGCGACUUUUACAUGCGCGCGGGGGAGAUAGUCCUGGAGAAGACGGGAGCGCGGGACGCACGCGUACUUGAACAUCAGAACCAGGUGCACGCAGACCAGACCUCUGCUGCUGGGUGGGCACGGCUGAAGACGCUUUGGCCGGAGGUUGCUAGUGACCAGGUCGGCACAGUUCGGCAUGAUCGCGACUUUCAGAGUAGCAACGUUGUACCGGCGGACCGCAUUGGCGAGAGUUACAUGGCUUACCACCACCCCGAGCAUAGCUGGUACUUCCUCAGCGAGCAGGCAGGAGACGAAGCAUGGGUUUUUAUGUCAUGGGAUUCCGAUCCGCAUGCGCCGCAACGUAAGUGCUCAGAACAAGAACUGCCGUCCAAGAAACAGGUUCAGAACCUAACAAUCGCGUCUUGGUAG